AUGAAGCACCUGGUCAUGGUCGGUGCGUGCUACAUCGACACCAUUCUCAGCGUCCCCCAUUAUCCCGAAGAGGAUGCCAAACUACGCGCCACAAACCUGAAAGUCCGACGAGGUGGGAAUGGCGGCAACUCACUCGAGGUACUGGAGCAGUUCCUCUCAACGCCACCAGAUCUCGCCCUCCACCUCGUCACAACGCUUCCCAACCGCCACGCAUCAGCCACCGCGAAAGUGGUGUCAUCAUUCGGGCCAGACUCGCUGAUCGAUCUGAGCCACUGUGUCUACCGAGACGAUCAGUCAGAGGCGGCCAGCUGUUGGAUAAUGUCUAGCCAGGCGACGGGUACGCGAACUAUCGUGAAUCACAACGGUCUGGACGAAAUGACGGCAGACGAGUUCGUCAACGUUGCGGACGCGUUCCGUGACGAAGAUGCUGCAAAUAUGUGGUGGCACUUUGAGGGUCGCAUCCCAGAAACGAGCCUCCAGUGCAUCCGACACCUGCGCCACUCUUAUCCACGGUCUCGCAUCAGCGUCGAGGUCGAGAAGCCCGCGAGGCAGGGCUUGCGGGAGCUGGCCGCUGAGGCUGAUGUUGUGUUUUAUUCGAAGAGUUGGGCUGAGGGCGAGGGAUACGCAAGCGCUGAGGCAUGUCUGACAGGCGAAUGCGCGCGGACACCUAGGGCGUCAAUCCUCUGUUGCACUUGGGGAGCUUUGGGAGCCACCGCCAAAUCGCUCCCGACUCAGCAAAUCUUCAACGUCACGCCAGAGCCCAGUGCGACUGUUCAAGUCGUCGACGCCAUAGGUGCCGGGGACACGUUCGUGGCGGGGACCCUGUACGGUCUGCUUUGUCGGAGGGACGACUGGAACGACCAAAGGAUAAUCAGGUUCGCCGUAAACCUUGCUACAACCAAGAUCCAACAGGAUGGGUUUAGAGGAUUGGCGUCCAAAAUGUUGCCUGCAGAUUGA
Molecule: messenger RNA, 957 nt
Organism: Diaporthe citri
Lineage: Eukaryota; Fungi; Ascomycota; Sordariomycetes; Diaporthales; Diaporthaceae
Exons: 6
Coding region: 1-957 (318 amino acids)
Source: RefSeq, a predicted model, not a curated record